CACAACGGGCCGGUCCAUUAAACCCAAUUAACUCUUAUGUAUGAGAAGGAACUUAAAACCCCAUUCAGUUUUUGAUGGACUUGUGAACGCUGCUACUAAACCAAGUUAAAUUGUUCAAAAAAGGAGAAAGUUAUGUCCAACAAAAAAGAGAGAAAAAAAUGCAAUUAGCCUUUUAAUAAAAAAAGGAGUAGUAAUUACAAAAAAAAAUGAAGUACUGUAGAUUAUGAUGAGUAGGGAGGAGGAAAACGAGUAUGAUACUUCACCCGCAUUAAGAGGCAAACCCUUAAAGCCUGCUGAUUGGUUGGGACUUUUUUUUCUACUUUUCUUUUUCUUUUCUGUUGCUGCCGUUACAGUUCCAUUUACAGCUCAUAUUGCUUGCGGCAGAAAAUUCUCACCAAGUCCUCUGUUGAACAUGACGAUUAAGCCUAAAUCGCCGGCGAGAUUCAAGCUAGGUAGGCAGUCUUCGCUUGCGCCGGAAUCAAGAACCCCGAUUGAUACGUUAACGGAAGAUGAGGACGACGACUUGGCUGCGGCGGCUACAGCUGGGAUCGGGGAUCCGACGAUUCGUUUAAUGUAUUUAGCCAACGAAGGUGAUAUCGAUGGCAUCAAUAAGAUGCUUGAUUCGGGUACUAAUGUUGAUUACCGUGACAUCGAUGCCCGUACUGCUCUUCACGUCGCCGCUUGUCAAGGACGAACCGAUGUCGUUGAGCUGCUGCUUAGCCGUGGUGCUAAGGUUGAUACGAAGGACCGAUGGGGUAGUACGCCUCUUGCAGAUGCAGUGUAUUACAAAAAUCAUGAUGUGAUUAAACUUUUGGAGAAACAUGGUGCUAAGCCUACGAUUGCUCCUAUGCAUGUCCUAACUGAUAAAGAAGUUCCAGAGUACGAGAUUCAUCCUACAGAGCUUGAUUUUUCCAACUCUGUCAAAAUUUCAAAGGGUACCUUUAACAAGGCUUCAUGGCGUGGAAUUGACGUGGCUGUUAAAACCUUUGGAGAGGAAAUGUUCACUGAUGAAGACAAAGUGAAUGCAUUUAGGGACGAACUUGCACUGCUUCAAAAGAUACGCCAUCCGAAUGUUGUUCAGUUUCUAGGGGCAGUUACUCAGAGUACCCCCAUGAUGAUUGUCACCGAGUAUUUACCAAAGGGAGAUCUUCGACAAUAUCUAGACAGGAAAGGACCUCUAAUGCCAGCACACGCAGUGAAGUUCGCCCUUGAAAUUGCUAGGGGAAUGAAUUAUUUGCACGAACAUAAACCUGAAGCAAUAAUCCAUUGCGACCUAGAACCUCCAAACAUACUGCGGGAUGAUUCGGGACAUCUGAAAGUUGCAGACUUUGGAGUCAGCAAGCUGCUGGUAGUUAAGAAGACAGUUAAAAAAGACAGACCUGUUGUUACAUGCUUGGACAGUUCAUGGCGAUAUAUGGCUCCAGAGGUUUAUAGGAAUGAAGAGUAUGAUACAAAAGUAGAUGUAUUCUCUUUCGCUUUAAUCUUACAAGAGAAUGUUGUUUUGUGGGUUAACAAAACCUAACAGAUGAUAGAAGGUUGUGAACCAUUUCAUGAGAUAGAAGACCGCGAAGUUCCUAAAGCAUAUAUUGAAGAUGAACGUCCACCAUUCAAUGCUCCAACAAAAUCAUAUCCUUUCGGGUUACAAGAGCUAAUCCAGGAUUGUUGGGACAAAGAAGCAUCAAAAAGACCAACAUUUAGAGUAAUCAUCUCUACUUUGGAGUUGAUAAGUGAUCGAAUUGCACGCAAAAGGAGCUGGAAGGUGAUGCUAGGAAGAUGCCUUCCAAGAUUCAGAUUGUUUACAAAGCGAGAUUAUGUGAAUCCCGGUGGUAGUAACCGCUCAUCAGGCUCAUUCAACAGAUGAGUGACUGCAAAGAGCUUUGGGUUUGUUUUUCUUUAAUUGCCUUAAAAGGAUGAAAAAAUGUCAAAUACUUUUUAGGUCUUUUGUAUUUAUAUAUGACAUCAUGACUGUUUUUCUUAACCAGAAUGAACACGGUGGUGUGUAUUAUUUUUUACGCAGUGGCGAAGUAAAAUAAUGAGAUCUCUGAGCUAA
Arabidopsis thaliana (thale cress) is the source of this 2050-nucleotide messenger RNA. RefSeq names its product Integrin-linked protein kinase family. The record is from RefSeq and is marked reviewed. NCBI's taxonomy places the organism in Eukaryota, Viridiplantae, Streptophyta, Magnoliopsida, Brassicales, Brassicaceae. Gene Ontology annotation, molecular function: protein kinase activity; ATP binding. The transcript has 13 exons. Bases 224 to 1522 code for a protein of 432 amino acids.